CAACUAUAGACAGUUUGUGAAAUGGCAAAAUGGAAGUUAUGCUAGUGGUGUUUUUUCUGGUUCUACUACAAACUGAAGUGACCGACGGAGAAUGUGAAGGUUGUAAAUACGGCUGUUGUACUACGGCUCACGGGGACGGGGAAUGCUGUACGGCCAUCGUCCCUAUUAUAGGCGUCAUCGCUGCUGUGACGUCAUGCGGUGUCGUCAUUGCUAUUGUCGCUAUCGUGUGCUGCUGUCGACGUCAACGACCCGACAUCUCCAAGAAAGAGCCUCGCCCAUCCCCGGAUGAUCCAGCGUCAAACACAAUACGUGGUAAUGGUGGGACGAGUCAGCGAUACCCUCUUAUGCCACUACGGUGUCAGGAAUGCGACGAUAGAUAUACCAACUCGUCACAGUGGAGAGACGAUAGGAGCGAAGCCUGGUCCUUGGGUUUAAGUGUGAUCCCGGGUCACACCCUCGUCCCUACACCCAUGGGAUCGACAUACAGCAUCAGAACCAGUACAGUGGUAGAUUCUCCGUCUUAUCAACAGAAUUUGUCUGUAUUCUAAACCUUGUCGGCUGAAACUUUACGUGGCGGUAACUCAGGGCUUCAUUGUGAUUUGUUAACGCACGAUUCUACAGGUCAAUGCUGAACUCUUUAUGUCGCAAAAUAUUUAUGGAAUUACAUCCAUGACCGGAUCAAAUAAUUCAAUGCUGAUAUGUUUGAUCUCAAGGUCGGACCUGUUAAAAGUUGAGAUUCAAUAACUUUGAAAUAAGACGCCAUCGU
This is a messenger RNA of Ylistrum balloti, 766 nucleotides long. RefSeq lists its product as uncharacterized. Lineage: Eukaryota; Metazoa; Mollusca; Bivalvia; Pectinida; Pectinidae. Bases 30 to 548 code for a protein of 172 amino acids. The transcript has 3 exons. The record is from RefSeq and is a predicted model, not a curated record.